CCGAAUAUUUCACUCUCUUCUCGCACCCACCACCACCACCACCACCGCAAUCCAUUUCUUCUCCUUCUCCUUCUCCUUCUCCUUCUUCCUCUCUCUCUCUCUCUCUCUCUCUCUCUCUCCGCUCUUCCACAAUCUCCACCUCCGUCGCACUCCAUCUCUCUAAAACCGACAACAAAAUCCGAAUUCGGAUCUCCAUUUCGGAGUCUGAUACUCUCCGCAUCGGAGUGUUUCGGAAGCUGCAUUAGUUCUGACAUUGCAGUCUAAUAUGGACCGACGGAGUUGGCCGUGGAAGAAAAAGUCGUCGGACAAGGCGGCAGCGGAGAGAGCCGCCGCCGCAGCGGACUCCUUAGCUAGCCAGGCACAGACUGAGCAAGAGAAGUACAAAAAACCAAAUUAUGUGCAAAUUUCUGUGGAGCAAUAUUCGCAUCUGACCGGUUUGGAGGAGCAAGUGAAGAAUUACGAGGAUCAAGUGAAGAAUUAUGAGGAUCAAGUUCAGACAUUGGAGGACGAAAUUAAGGAUUUGAAUGAUAAGCUCACUGAGGCCGAUUCUGAGAUGACUACCAAAGAGAGCUUGGUUAAACAGCAUGCUAAAGUUGCCGAAGAAGCUGUCUCAGGUUGGGAAAAGGCUGAAGCGGAGGCUCUCGCAUUGAAAACUCAUCUAGAAUCUGUGACUCUUUUGAAACUCACUGCUGAAGACCGGGCCGCACAUUUGGAUGGUGCUCUUAAAGAGUGCAUGCGGCAGAUACGAAAUCUUAAGGAAGAACAUGAGCAGAAAAUACAAGAUGUUGUUUUCACCAAAAACACGCAAGUUGACAAAAUCAAGCAUGAGCUCGAAGCGAAGAUAGCUAAUUUAGAUCAAGAACUCCUAAGGUCCGCUGCUGAAAAUGCUGCUAUUUCCAGGUCCUUACAAGAGCGUUCAAAUAUGCUAUUCAAGAUAAGCGAAGAGAAGUCACAAGCUGAGGCAGAAAUUGAGCAUUUUAAGAGCAACGUUGAGUCUUGUGAAAGGGAAAUACAUUCUCUGAAGUAUGAACUCCAUCUAGCCGCCAAGGAGCUAGAAAUUCGGAAUGAGGAAAAGAACAUGAGUAUGAGGUCUGCCGAAGCAGCCAACAAGCAGCAUAUGGAAGGUGUUAAAAAAAUAACUAAGCUUGAAGCAGAGUGCCAAAGAUUACGUGGUCUUGUGCGGAAGAAGUUACCUGGUCCUGCUGCACUUGCACAAAUGAAGCUUGAGGUUGAAAGUUUAGGCCGAGAUUAUGGAGAAACUCGAUUAAGGAAGUCUCCUGUUAAGCCUUCUAGUCCACAAAUGUCCCCGCACAUGUCCCUAGCGACUGAGUUUUCUCUUGAUAAUGUACAGAAGUUUCAAAAGGAGAAUGAAUUUCUCACAGAACGUUUAUUAGCAAUGGAAGAAGAAACAAAGAUGCUGAAAGAAGCUUUGGCAAAGCGUAACAGCGAUGUGCUGGAUUCAAGGAGUAUGUAUGCUCAGGCAGCCAGCAAGCUUCAAACAUUAGAAGCACAACUUCAAAUCAACAAUCUACAGAAAGGCUCGCCAAAAUCUGUUGUUCAGAUCACCCCUGGAGGUUCGUCAAGCCAGGAUGCAAGCAAUCCACCAAGCUCGACCUCCUUGUCUGAAGAUGGUAAUGAUGACGCCAGAAGCUAUACUGAGUCUUGGGCCACAACAUUGGAGAAGAACAAUGCAAAGUCAAACAAAUCUGAAAGUCAAAACGACUUGAAUCUUAUGGAUGACUUUCUGGAGAUGGAGAAGUUGGCUUGUUUGCCAAAUGACUCGAAUGGAGCCAUCUCUAGUAAGACAUCCGAAAGAGAGAGUCAUGAUGCUUUGGGAGAUGUCACUGCCGCCAAAGAUGUCCAAUCUGAGCAGCAGCAUGAUUCAAGUCCCUUGGUAGGUGACCAGGCAUCUUCUAAUGCGGAAUUGUCAGGAUCCAGUCCUGAAUCUGAUGAAAGCCAGCUGCCAAAUGCGGAAUUGUCAGGAUCCAGUCCUGAAUCUGAUGAAAGCCAGCUGCCACUGGUGAAACUCCGUUCGAAAAUCUGUAUGCUAUUGGAAUUCUUAUCUAAGGAAACGGAUUUUGGGAAAGUUAUUGAGGAUAUCAAACUUGUAGUCCAGGAAGCACAAAAUACUCUGCACCCGCACACUGUAAAGUGUGUUUCAGAGGAAGUUCACAGCUCUGAUGCCCUAUGUGACCGGCAGGCAAAUCCUGAUGAUUCUGGUUUAAGCACAGAAAAGGAAAUCACUUUGUCCCAGCCAGCCACAGAGACGAUGAAAGUAAUAAGCGAAGAUCUGGCAUCUGCCAUUUCUUUGAUCCAUGACUUUGUGCUGCUCCUGGGCAAAGAAGUGAUGGAAGUGCAUGACACGUUUCCGGAUGGCGAUGGAUUGACCCUAAAGAUUGAAGAAUUCUCUGGCACAUUCAGUAAAGUUAUUCAUGGAAACUUAAGUUUGGGUGAAUUUGUUCUUGGCCUUUCGCAUGUUUUAGCAGACGCCAGUGAACUCAAAUUCAACGUUCUAGGCGCCAAGGGUGUUGAAUCAGAAACUAACAGUCCUGAUUGUAUUGACAAGGUAGCAUUACCAGAGAAUAAGGUAGUUGAGAAGGAUUCAUCACAAAGAUUUCAAAAUGUUUGUGUCCACAUUCCUAAUGAUACUAACCCUGAAGUUCCUGAUGAUGGAAAUCUUGUCUCUGGCUAUGAACCAAAUGCCGCGCCAUGCAAAAUCUCACUGGAGGAGUUUGAACAACUGAAAUCAGAGAAAGAUAACCUGGCAACGGAUUUGGCAAGAUGUUCUGAAACUCUAGAGAUUACAAAGUCUCAAUUACAGGAAACUGAGCAGCUUCUUGCUGAAGCUAAAUUACAAUUUGCUUCUGCUAAGAACUCAAAUAGCUUAGCCGAGACGCAGCUGAAAUGUAUGGCAGAAUCAUACAGGUCACUAGACUCACGAGCUCAGGAGUUAGAAACUGAACUGAAGCUUCUGCAAGUCAGAAACGAAACUCUGGAAAGCGAGCUACAAGAAGAGAAAAGGAACCAUCAAGAUGCUUUGGCCAGAUGCACGGAACUUCAAGAGCAAUUGAAAAGCAAUGAGCGUUUGGAAGCUGAGACUGAAUUCAAGACAAAACAGGACAGGGAGUUGGCAGAUGCAGCGGAGAAGCUUGCCGAGUGUCAAGAAACCAUAUUUCUUCUCGGCAAGCAGUUGAAGGCAUUGCACCCUCAAACAGAGGUCGUGGGAUCUCCAUACAAUGGGAGGAGUCAAAAGGGUGAAGGGUUCACUGAGGAUGAACCCACUACCAGUGCCAUGAACUUGCAAGACUCAGAAAAAGGUGAGACGGAAGGUGCUUCUUCUGUCAAUGUAAACAGAGUGGGCAGCGAGUCUCCCAUCAACCUGCAUAACUCUCCAUGCCCAUCCGACACAGAGGCAAGCACUGUCUUAAAAUCACCAGUCAGUUCCAAAAGUCCGAAACACAAGUCUUCCAAGUCAACUCCCUCAUCUACGUCUUCUACCCCAACACCAGAGAAACAUCAGCGCGGCAUCAGCAGAUUCUUCUCCUCAAAAGGAAAGAACGGUUAUUAGGCUUGCAGCUCGAGAGCCUGAAUCACAUUUUCUCAUUGGAAAGGCCGUUGAAAGGAAUAAUUAGAACCAGCACCGAAGACAGAGACCUCCUUCAUUCGCGCUAUAAACGCCAUUUCCCGGGAAUUCCUGGGUGUGAAGAUAUAAUCUGAUGAGGGGAGAUACUUGUGAAGGCGGAGGUAAUUUUGUAACUAAUGGCUGUAUAUGAUAUCAUCCCAUAUCUGUUUAUUUGUUUUUUUCUGUCUUUCGCACGCCGCGUCUGUAUUUUCGGGUUGAUCGGAACAAUGACAUAGUUUAUGAACCGUUUCAAAGUAUUUGAAUACAAAUGUGUGUCACAGUUGUUA
This is a messenger RNA of Pyrus x bretschneideri (Chinese white pear), 3909 nucleotides long. RefSeq names its product filament-like plant protein 4. The transcript has 6 exons. NCBI's taxonomy places the organism in Eukaryota, Viridiplantae, Streptophyta, Magnoliopsida, Rosales, Rosaceae. Bases 266 to 3568 code for a protein of 1100 amino acids. The record is from RefSeq and is a predicted model, not a curated record.